This is a messenger RNA of Penaeus vannamei (Pacific white shrimp), 3924 nucleotides long. NCBI's taxonomy places the organism in Eukaryota, Metazoa, Arthropoda, Malacostraca, Decapoda, Penaeidae. The record is from RefSeq and is a predicted model, not a curated record.
UCCGCCAUGAGGGGAAGAGUCGUCUUGGUUUUCUUCGUCGGACUCUGCUUGCUGUCCCUCUCGCUCGGGGAACCUGAGGGCGGGCGGAAGCCGGCGACUCGGAAGCGCAAACUGACCGCAGGACAGACGCCAUGCGCCGGAGAGGGAGGGCAGUGCAGGAGGAAGUGCAAGCAGAGGAACAUCAUUGACGCCACAUGUCGAGACGGAAGAGUUUGCUGCGACAUUUCCGCAAGGCAGUCCAAACCCAAGCCCCCCAAGAAGGCCCUUUCGAAGGCCCGCAAAGGGAACCCGAGAGACCCGAAGGUGUCCGACAAAGGGAACCCGAGAGACCCGAAGGUGUCCGACAAAGUGUCGUGUCCGACAAAGGGAACCCGAAAGCCCCGAAGGUUGGACGAGAAGAUCUUCUGCACGAAGUCGUUGACCCUCUGCAAGACGAACAAGGGGCUGUGCCUCGAGGUCGGGUCGAAGUGCAAGCACACCUUCUUUCCCAUUCACCACCAGAAGACCUGCAUCGGGAAGCCUUGCAGCUGCUGCGUGCAGGAGCCCGUGUGCGCCCCCAGCUCGUUCUGCUCGGCGGAGGGCGGCUACUGCAGCGAGAUCUGCGGCGCCGGCGACCGCGUCCUCGAGGGCCAGUGCGGCUCGCCCGCGUGCAAGUGCUGCGCCCCGCCCUGCAAGACGCAGAGCUCGUGCUUCCAGAAGGGCGGCUUCUGCGUCACCAGCGAGGCCUUCUGCGCCGGGACGCUGACGCCGGAGUGCGAGGGCGCCGGCUGCAUGUGCUGCGUUCCCGGCCCGUCCUGCUCGGCGCUGACGAAGUGCUCCAAGGCGGGCGGCCGCUGCGCCACGGGCAAGUGCGCGGCCGGCGAGCAAGAAAUCGCGGGCGGGUGUUCGGGGAGCGGGUGCAGGUGCUGCGCGCCCGCGCCCCCGCCCUGCGUGACGAAGGACAAGUGCGAGAAGAAGGGCGGCGUGUGCGUGAAGCCCGCCGACUGCAAGAACUCGGAUGCCUCGUCGAAGGGAUGCAGCAAGGGAUGCGUCUGCUGCUCGGCUCCACCUUGCAAAAUGAAGCGCCCUUGCAAGAAGAGAAAGGAUAUUGCACGAAGGAAGCUGCCAGGGCUCAGAAGUCGAGAUCGAACGGGCUGCAAAGGGAACGGCUGCCGCUGCUGUGCUGAACCAAUACCUCCACCUUGCAAAAUGAAGCGCCCUUGCAAGAAGAGAGACGGAUAUUGCACGGAAGGAAGCUGCCAGGGCUCAGAAGUCGAGAUCGAACGGGGCUGCAAAGGGAACGGCUGCCGCUGCUGUGCUGAACCAAUACCCUGCAAGGAGAAGCGACCAUGCAAGAAAGAAAAGGGAUAUUGCACAAGAAGCAACUGCAAAGGGAAAGAAGUCGAAAUACUUAAUGGCUGCAAACAAGGGGACUGCCGAUGCUGUGCCAAACCGUGCCAGAAGAAGCGCCAAUGCGAGAGAGGAGACGGCUACUGCACGAAGGCCGCGUGCAGAGGCAGCGAGGUCGAGAUCGCCAAGGGCUGCAAGGGGCGGGACUGCCGAUGCUGCGCCGACCCUCCGUGCGAGAUGCAAGCAGCCUGCAAAGAGCGGGAUGGAAGGUGCACGAGGGAGACAUGCCGGAGGAGCGAGGAGAAGGUCAAGGGCGGCUGCAAAGGGAAGAAAUGCAGGUGCUGCGCCCCGAAGGUCGAAGGCUGUUCGAAGACGGGCAACAAGUGUCGCAAACAGGGAGGUGUUUGCAAGGAGAAGAAGGACUGCAGACGCUUCAACAACCGGAAGGGCUGCGAGAAGGCUAAGAAAUGUGUCUGCUGUCUGGACGACGCGACAACUACAACAAGAAAGACUACGACAACUCGAGCGCCUACAACAACGGUGCCACCAUCAACAACUACAACUACGAGGCCAAGUACCACAAUAAAGCCACCAAACACAACUACGACAGUGCUAACAAACACAACUACGACAGUGCCAACAAACACAACUACGACUGUGCCAACAAACACAACUACGACAACAAACACACGACAGUGCCAACAAACACGACAACUACGACAGUGCAACAAACACACGACUACGACAGUGCUACAGUGCCAACAAACACGACAACUACGACAGUGCCAACAAACACGACAGUGCGAACUACGACAGUGCCGACAGUGCCACAAACUACGACAGUGCCAACAAACACAACUACGACAGUGCCAACAAACACGACAGUGCCAACAAACACAACUACGACUGUGCCAAACAACACACUACGACGUGCAACAAACAACUACGACUGUGCCAGUGACAGUGCAACAAACACAACUACGACAGUGCCAACAAACACAACUACGACAGUGCCAACAAACACAACUACGACAGUGCCAACAAACACAACUACGACAGUGCCAACAAACACAACUACGACAGUGCCAACAAACACAACUACGACAGUGCCAACAAACACGACUGUGCCAACAAACACAUACUGCAACAAACACGACAACUACGACACAACACACUACGACAGUGCUACGACAACAAACACAACUGACAGUGCCAACAAACACGACAACUACGACAGUGCCAACAAACACACUACGACAGUGCCAAACACGACAACUACAGGACCAACAACACGACAGGACCAACAACCACGACAGGGCCAACAACCACGACAGGACAACUACGACAGGCAACAACCAACCCACAACUGGGCCAACAACAACAACAACUGGGCCAACAACAACAGGGCAACAACCACAAACUGGGCCAACAACAACAGGGCCAACAACCACAACUGGGCCAACACAGGACCAACAACCACAAACAACAGGACCAACAACCACAACAGGCCAACAACCACUAACAGGGCCAACAACCACAACUGGGCCAACAACAGGACCAACAACCACAACUGGGCCAACAACAAACACAACAACCACAACAGGACCAACAACCACUACAGGGCCAACAACCACAACUGGGCCAACAACCACAACUGGGCCAACAACCACAACUGGGCCAACAACUACAACUGGGCCAACAACCACAACAGGGCCAACAACCACAACACCGGAGCCAACAACCACAACACCGGAGCCAACAACCACAACACCGGAGCCAACAACCACAACACCAGAGCCAACAACCACAACACCGGAGCCAACAACCACAACACCGGAGCCAACAACCACAACACCGGAGCCAACAACCGGAGCCAACAACCACAACACCGGAGCCAACACCACAACAAGCCAACAACUCCAACAACAAGCAACACCACAGAGCCAACAACCACAACACCGGAGCCAACAACCAACAACAACCACAACACCGGAGCCAACAACCACAACACCGGAGCCAGAAAAGAAUGGUGCACAGUCUGACAAUUUCAAGUUAAGGAUUAAUUUAAGCAGCAAACCUAUAGCCAGAAGAGGUAUAUUACCUAUUGUGAGUUCCAGUUAUGAUCCAAUAGGUCUGGUAUCUCCAUUUAUUCGAAAAGGUAAAAGAAUACUUCAAGAUUUAUGUACAGAUGGAGUAGACUACCAGAAAGUAAAAAGAGUAACAUUCUUGAAGGCAAUAACUAUUCUAAGACUAGAGCUUGCAGUAGCUGUUAUAUUAGUUAAGAUUCACACAAUACUCAGAAAGCAGCUAGAUCAUGAAAAUGUGAAAGAACUAAUAGACCUCAACAAGUCAGAGAUCAGACAUCACCUUCACAGUGACAAAGACAACAAUCCAGCUGAUUAUGCAGCACGGGGUACGUCUGUAAAGUUUAUGAUUGAGAAUUCCAGGUGGUGGGGAGGUCCACAGUAUCUAUGGCUGAAUCUAACACAAGAUGUAAAUGCAGACUACAGUGUAGAUGAAGACAUGUACAAGGCUAAAAGAACUGUAGUAGUAUGCCUAGCACUUCGGAAGAGAUUCAAGGGAAAUAGACAAUGA